AUGAAACACCCAACAUUGAUAGGCGAGGAUUCUAGUGACAAAUUCAGAGUGAAUGAGGUGAAAUUCCUACAAGAGCAGCACGCAGCUGCGGUCACUGCUCUGGCACGGAUCGAGCAACAACGAGAUGAAGCACGUGCUACUGUACGAGACUAUGAACAGAGUCAAGAGGCAGUUGAGAAAGAAUAUGAAAGUGAUAUGAACAACUUGAGAGUUCUGCAAGAAGAGGAAAGAGAGCAACGAGUGCAGCUACAGCAACAUGACGAUAAUAUAACGGAGGCUGCACUCACCAAUACGAAUAUAAAGACUAUGAUCAAGAGUGAGGAGGAGGCCAUCGUUAAUCUGAAGGCUGAGCAGAAGACCAGUAUAGCGGAGGAAGUCAGACUAGAAGGCAUUGCUGAGGAGUUUAAGAGGAUUAAGAAGUUGGGCGAGGAUCAGGUCGUAUUCACCGAUAACGAGGCUGCCCGAGUGAUGGAAAUGCUACGACAAAUCGUACAGGAGCAGGACCAGAUCGUUGCAGCUAUGAGGAACAUGGAGGCUCAAGCCAAGUCGGAGAUGGACUCGGUAGAGACGGCGUUGAGGGCUGAGAAGAAGCGGAAUACAGAGCUCUUGCAGCAGUGCCGACACAAUGAGGUGACUGAGAGGAAGAUGACACAGGAGAUUGAGGACUUGAAAAGGCUCAGUGACGAGGAGAGGAAGGAGCUCAUCAGGCUCGAGGCCAUGCGUGAUGGGUCAGCGUAUGAGCAGGAGCAAUACGUCAACGAGAAAGGAGAGCUCAUGAGGAGGCUGGAAUCACUGAAGGAGCAAAAUAAGAAGUCUUGUCUACCUUGCAUCAAUCACUCA
Perkinsus marinus ATCC 50983 is the source of this 840-nucleotide messenger RNA. Its product is annotated as Vimentin, putative. The record is from RefSeq and is a predicted model, not a curated record. Lineage: Eukaryota; Perkinsozoa; Perkinsida; Perkinsidae. The annotation marks the transcript as partial. The transcript has 8 exons.